This is a messenger RNA of Dunckerocampus dactyliophorus (ringed pipefish), 899 nucleotides long. RefSeq lists its product as uncharacterized. The record is from RefSeq and is a predicted model, not a curated record. The transcript has 3 exons. NCBI's taxonomy places the organism in Eukaryota, Metazoa, Chordata, Actinopteri, Syngnathiformes, Syngnathidae. Bases 104 to 853 code for a protein of 249 amino acids.
GUGAGUCAUAAAAAAAGACACUAAAACUCAAGGCUGCAGGCUUUGUCACAUUUGCAGUGGGCUUCCCUGAGGAGUGCAGGUCUUUCUCUAACAGCAGGCAGCCAUGACCCUUGCAGCUCUUUUAUGUGUCUACUGGAUUUGUGUAUUGCUCCUUAGUGACAGUGCUGCUUCAUCCGUGAAGAGAAAAGGUUAUCAAUAUCGAAGCAAUCCUGACACACAAAACCUAGAGGAUGACGACAAUCCUUUUUUGGAUGAGCACGACUGGGAGGAUACACACACAAGCUAUGUCCAAGGUGAACAGCAGCCACAAUGGGGAGAAUCUUCCCAGAAUCAACCCCAAAUGUUUGGAGGUCCUGGUGCUGAUGACUUGUGGCAACACAAAAUGACAACACAAAUGUAUCGCUCUCCUGGGCACCAGCCGAGCAACCCUCAACAAAGCGUUGACAAGCCUCCGUUCUCUUAUCAGCAUCCACGCAGCGGUUCUAAAAACCCAAACCGGGCCUGUGAGAAUGAUGUCAGUGCAAAUACAGGUGACAACCACCUGGUUUUUGAGAAAGUCUUUCAGUUCCCCCCUUGUGGCUUGUCGCAGCAACACCUCCUUAAGUACCCACCAGUCCAAGGACGCCAGCCGCAUGCUUAUCCGGCUAAGACAGGGUGGCCCUAUGGCUUCCCAAGGGACAACCGCCAGGUUCCCUCUUGGCUUGAGCUGCAACUAGCAGUCCAGGAAGACCGAAAACCUCACCUUCCACCUUCAAGCAUCGCCCAGUCUAGAAGUCACUACAGGAAAGGCAGGUACACGUUCACCAGAGAUCGGUACACUCAAAACGUUGACCAUCCGUUGAUUUAUCACUGAAAUCACGUCAAGGACGCGUGUGUGUGUGUGUGUAAUUGUUUGCAGA